AUGGAAUCUACAUUCGUCGACCAGCUGUACAAAUCUCAUAAAACUUCUGCUGCUUCGAGCCAGCUUAAGGUUCUUCGCGAUGGCCGUUGGUCUACAAUCGACUUGAAAAGAGAUAAAUCUGUUCAAGAAGUGUCGAAAGUUCCAUCAAGAAACCCCUGGAUUAAACAUUAUCGGGGUUCGGAUUUACAGCCAAUCAGAAAAUUUCAAUCUUCGAGUGCAAAAUCUCCUUUAGCAAAUACUCAGAAUCGAACGCGUAACUUUCAGUUAUGGCGCCAAGAUUCUAUAGGCAGCAGCACUACAGAAACGACAGAUCAAAACUUCAAUGAAGAAGGGAAUUCCGAUGUGAAAAGAACGAAAACAACUACCGAUGUAGUUUCGAGCAACGAUCAAGUUGUCCCUUCUAACGAUACUGUUCGAGUUCAAGUUCGAGUUCGAGUUGAUGAUGUCAUUGAAAAGUGA
Messenger RNA from Erythranthe guttata (spotted monkey flower), 459 nucleotides. The record is from RefSeq and is a predicted model, not a curated record. Lineage: Eukaryota; Viridiplantae; Streptophyta; Magnoliopsida; Lamiales; Phrymaceae.